AUGCAGCAGCAGGCAUCCCAGAAGACUCAGGAGCGGAUUAACGCUGAGCUGGCGGUUGGUGAGGCCCAGAAAGCUUACGACGACGCCGCGGCAGCUGUUGCCGCUGCUAGUACGGGAGUGACAAACGCACAGACGGCUAAGAAUGUUGCCUCGACGAUCGUCGGUAACGCCGCGAAGAACCUCGCUAAGGUCCAGUCUAAUUACGACAAGGCAGUCGCCAACGUGGCGGCCAAGAAGAAGUCGCUCGACACAGCCCAGGCUAAGUACGACGCUGAGGUGAAGAAGGGCGCUGGCCUCACGGGUUCGGCUAAGACGAGGCAGGACGGUGUCAUCAAGACUGCCCUGGCGGCCCUGACCAAGGCGCAAACUGACUACAACAAAGCUGUGUCUGACGCUAAGGCUCCUACCGACGCGUACAACCCCGUGAAGGCGGCUAAGGACGCUGCCGACGCAGCGCUGAAGGCGAAGGACAACGAUCUUACGGCCGCCCAGCAGAAGCAGGUGGAACUGGAGCUGAAGCUGUCGGAUGUGGAUACUGCUUUGGCGGCUGCCAAGAAGAAGGCUGACGACGCUAAGGUCGCGGAGACCCAGGCGUACACGUGGGCCUCCAAGGCCAACGAUGACUACACGACUGCUUACAAGGCGUAUACGACUGCGCAGUCGGCCACUUCUACCACUACUACUACGACGACCACUACCUCCCCAAGCACUACCUCCUCUAAAAUUCUGUGGAACGACGGCAAGUACCCUACUACGGGCGUGACGACGUGCACGGCUCCUCUGGACAUCCCCUGCACGGACAACUGUACCGACAACAGCGGUUUGAACGGACGCUACGUGAUUCCCAAUGGCGGGCGCUGCGGCACUGGCUUGACUCCCCGGUGCUUCGGCAACGCUGUUCUGCGCCGGCAGUGCUGCGCGGCGUGCACCAACUCGACUGCGUGCUCCUUCUGGCAGCACUACAUCCCGUCGUCGCUCGCGUGCUCCAACUGCGGUAUCUGCUACCUGUACAAGCCCACGGACGCGCAGCCCACUUGCGAGACGCGCACGGUGGUUGUCGGCGGCGUGACGCGCACGUAUGUGAAUGCGUCGACUCUGGGCCGCCCCUGCCCGUACACGAAGCACGACCCGCACUUCCGCGGCGCGCACGGCACGCGGUUCGAGUUCAACGGCGCGCCGGAGAAGUCGUACUGCCUGCUGACGGACUCGAGCCUGCACGUGAACAUGAAGAUGCGCGGGUACUACGACACGCGCACCAUCGGCGCGUCUCUGCUGCGCAACGGGUUGGCGGUGCGCACGUGGAUCCGCGAGUUGGGCUUCGUGUGGAGCGUUGACGGCGUGGAGCACUCUUUCCGCCUGGCGGCGCGCAACGGCAAGUCGGACAAGCGCGACAACGGCUUCCUCUCGCUCAUCGAGUUCGACGGCCGCGUCCUGCCCUCGCUCGAG
This is a messenger RNA of Closterium sp. NIES-65, 1446 nucleotides long. NCBI's taxonomy places the organism in Eukaryota, Viridiplantae, Streptophyta, Zygnematophyceae, Desmidiales, Closteriaceae. The record is from the annotation of a GenBank genome assembly.